This is a messenger RNA of Aspergillus oryzae RIB40, 1428 nucleotides long. RefSeq names its product putative l-fucose permease. NCBI's taxonomy places the organism in Eukaryota, Fungi, Ascomycota, Eurotiomycetes, Eurotiales, Aspergillaceae. Gene Ontology annotation, molecular function: transmembrane transporter activity. Gene Ontology annotation, biological process: transmembrane transport. The record is from RefSeq and is a predicted model, not a curated record. The transcript has 7 exons. Bases 1 to 1428 code for a protein of 475 amino acids.
AUGGGGUUGUUACAUUUCCUGCAGACCCGAUCUGGGUUUAAAGUCGACAAUAGAAAGACAACCUCGGCGGCAACCCUCACCUUACGCCAAAGUCUGUGGCCCUUGUGUCUCGUCACUAUUCUUUUCUUUUUAUGGGGGUUCGCCUAUGGGCUGCUGGAUACACUCAAUAAGCACUUCCAGAUCACCCUAGGCAUCACUCGGACGCGUUCUGCUGGUCUUCAGGCUGCGUAUUUUGGGGCCUAUCCGCUGGCAUCCUUAGGAUAUGCGAAUUAUAUGUUGCGUCAUUUUGGAUACAAGUCCGUGUUCAUUAUGGGAUUGGUUCUCUACGGCAUCGGCGCCCUCUGCAUGUUGCCAGCGGGCCUAAAUCGCUCAUUUGGAGGGUUCUGCGCUGCAACUCUCGUCAUUGGCUCGGGCUUAGGAUCUCUCGAGACAGCAGCCAACCCAUAUCUUGCCGUCUGUGGUCCACCAAAGUAUGCAGAGAUUCGAAUCAACCUCGCACAAGCUUUCAAUGGAAUCGGAACUUGCGUCGCCCCGGCUUUAGCAUCGUACGUGUUCUUCGCCGAUACUAGCGACGAUGUAGAUGCCCUCAAAAGUGUCCAAUGGGUGUACCUUGCCAUCGGCAUCUUUGUGUUUAUCCUUGCCGGGGUUUUUUUCGUUUCAAACAUCCCUGAAGUUACAGAUGAGGACAUGGCGUCCCAGGUUGCCUCCACCCAUGCUGGCGAGCAGGAACAGCCUUUCCGGAAACAAUACAAACUGUUCCAUGCCACUCUAGCGCAGUUCACCUAUACCGGUGCCCAAGUGGCUAUCGCCGGGUACUUCAUCAACUAUGUGACCGAAACGUGGCCCGGUACCGGGGAUUCCACCGCAUCUAAGUACCUGGCCGGCGCCCAAGGAGCCUUUGCCGUCGGCCGGUUCAUAGGUGCUUUCUUCAUGAGAUAUGUCAAGGCUCGUUGGGUAUUCCUAGUCUAUCUCUCCUGCACCGUGGCAUUCAUAGCAGCGUCAACCACUCAAGGAUACAAGACCGGCCUAGCAAUGCUCUUCCUCACUCUGUUCUUUGAAUCUGUCUGUUUCCCUACAAUCGUCGCCCUGGGUAUUCGCGGCCUUGGUCGCCACUAUAAGCGUGGCUCUGGGUUCAUCGUCGCCGGUGUUAGCGGUGGUGCCGUCGUGGCCCCGAUCCUGGGGCAUGUAGCUGAUAUGCGGAAUAACACUGGAUUUGCCAUGAUUGUGCCGACUAUGUUCAUGAUCGUCGCAUGGACGUAUGCCGUGGCGGUAAAUUUUGUUCCUGCGUACCGGGAUACGGUUGAUAAGACCGGGGAAAGCGAUGUCGGACUUCAAGCAGGGGGUGGUGUUCCCAAGGAGGAUGUCGAGAUUGGGGCCAUGGGUCGGUCAAAGGAGGUUGUGAUACACAGAAAGGAGAUCACGAUGUGA